Messenger RNA from Coffea arabica (coffee), 822 nucleotides. The record is from RefSeq and is a predicted model, not a curated record. Lineage: Eukaryota; Viridiplantae; Streptophyta; Magnoliopsida; Gentianales; Rubiaceae.
AUGUGGUCUUUAUCUUUUGGUAGAGACAUAUCUUGUCUGAGAAAUUACCUAUUAUUCUGUCCUCCUCUUCAGGCUUGUGCUUCAAACCCAUAUCCUGAUCCAUAUUUUUGGCAAGGGCAGCCUUUGGUUCAUCCUCCACUAAUUGAUAUGCAUCACGCCAGGAUGCCUCUUCCUCUUGAAAUGACACAAGAGCCUGUUUAUGUGAAUGCCAAGCAGUAUCAUGGGAUUUUGCGACGAAGAGAGUCGCGUGCCAAAGCUGAGCUUGAAAAGAAGUUGAUAAAAGCACGCAAGCCAUACCUUCAUGAGUCCCGACAUCAACAUGCUUUGAGAAGAGCAAGGGGUUCUGGAGGACGAUUUGCGAAAAAGACAGAUGCCAAUGAUUCAAUGGGAUCAUGUUCCAGUUCAGCCAUCUCAUCACAUGGCAGCUUUGAGAGGCCAAAUAGCUCACAGGAAGUAACACAAGAUUCUGUCAAUGGCGCAGGAGGAUACUUACCAGGCCAGUUGUGUGGAAAUGUGCCAUCUAAGCAGGUGGAUUCCAUGCCUUGAUCCAUACACCCAUUUGGGGGUCAAAGAUUGUACUUCUGAGCUGAGGGAGGUACAAUCACCAGUCAUUUCUCUUGGCUUUCUUAUGCUGGGCGGCAAUUCAUUCUUGGCUUUGUUUCUUCUGUUUGAGGUGGGUUGGGUUUAGACUUGUGGCUUAUAAAAGAUUCCAUUUUGUUUUCUCAUCUGUUGUGUAAAGGAAUAGACUUAGGUAGAAAACAGAGAGAGAACUUCCUGGUAGGAUCUUGAGACAAAUAAUUUGCUUUAUUUAGGGACAAUGUU